GCGAAAUCUUUGUCUGCUAUGCCGUAAGAUUCACGAGUCUUGAUACUGCUUUUCGCGAGUUCGGAGACUAACCUAGCAUCCAGACUGACACAGAGGCCGGAAAGGACUAUCCAAAGUGCGCACGCACAACCGGGUGGCUCUCAAUCAACCUACUCAGACGGUCACGAAGAUACAUUUGAUUCGCAGGACGAGGAGGACUAUUACGACGACGACGACGAGGUCGACCCCUCGGACUCAGCGUCUGCGAGUAACGGCCCGACUUCUCGUCUAUACUCUCGAGCUCCCUACCGAUCUCACAGUCAACAUCAACGCCAAAAUCAACACGUCGUCCCUCUGUGGCGAGCCGGAGGCUCCCCAGGAGCGACACACGCUCCAUACGCACCACCGCAGGGCGAUCAGGGAUCGGCUGAUUUCGCCAUGGGCGACCACUACCCCCAAAGGCCGUACCACCAGGGGCCACGGGCAAGGCAGCAGAACGCGUACUAUAGCAAUGGAAAUGGCGACCCGCAUAGUCAUGCAGAGUAUGCUUCAGGACAGAGGGGCCACGGAGGGCCAGUCGCCCCAUAUCAGGGCAUGGGUGGCAUGGUACCUUUCGGCCAACAGUAUGGCAAUAACCCCUUUGCUGCGCAUGGUCCCAACGGCGCCAGCUUUUACGACGGUCAAGCCCGGUAUGCGAUGAUGCCAUACGGCGCCCCUGGCUUCUAUGGAGACCCCCGUCAAUAUUCAAUGCCACAGCAUAUGCAGCAGUACCAGAUGGCCCCCGUGCCUGCGGCUACAGAGCACCCGGGUAGAGAGGUAACGCCUGUCCCCAAGGAGGACAUCGAGAAAAAGCGCAUGGCAGACGAGCUUGCAGCCAUCAAGGCCAUGCAAGAAGAGGCCAAGGCAGCUGAAAAAAGGAAGGAAGACGAAGCUCGCAUCAAGAAAGAAGCCGAGGAAGCAUUCAAGCAACGGAUGGAAGAGGCCAGGCUAUACAACGAACGCGCGGCGGCGGAAGUAGCCAAGGCUCGAGCCGAGGCUGAGCGAGCGGCUCGGGAGAGGAUUGAAGCGGAGAGGAAAGCUCAAGAAGAGGCUGCCAAACAGCGCGCGGACGACAUGAAGCGCGCGGAAGAGAAUGCCCGAAUGAAAUUUGAGGCAGAUCAAAAAGCGGCUGAAGAACGUAGGCGGAAAGAGGACGAGGACCGCAAGAGGGCUGAAGAGGCUGCGCGCAUUCGGGUUGAAGCUGCCAUCAAGGCCGAGGCCGAAGCGAGGGCGGCUGCUGAGAAGAAGGUGGCUGAAGAGGCAGAGCGUAUUAAGAAGAUCGAGGAAGAUGCCAAGCGCAAGGCUGAAGCUGAUGCUGCGGCCAAGGUCGAGAAAGAAAAGGCGGAUGCGAUCGCCAAGGCGGAGGCCGAAGCAGCCGCCAAAAAGGAGCAAGAGGAGCUCAAGGAGAAGUGGCAAGAGGAGGCGAGGCAGAAGGCGGAAAAUUCCGCUAAACAAAAGGCAGACAAAGCGCCCAUUCGCUUCAAGGACGCUGUCGGCCGCAAAUUCAGCUUUCCGUUUCAUCUUUGCCAGACUUGGGCGGGCAUGGAAGAGCUCAUCAAGCAAGCUUUCCUGCAGGUUGAUCUACUGGGCCCUCACGUCCAAGAAGGGCAUUAUGAUUUGACCGGUCCCAAUGGUGAAAUCAUUCUUCCUUCAGUUUGGGAGAAGGUAGUGGAGCCGGAUUGGAGUAUUAGCAUGACCAUGUGGCCCUUGGACAAGUCACCACCUGUUGGACCAGGACCACGAAUACCAGGACCCUUGGGAGGGCAUAGCGGCCCCAUGCCCCCGCCCAGGGGGGUUCCCGUACCAGGACCUCCUCGCCGGCCUAGGGGGGAAGUCCCUGUGACUGAUGGUCCUCGACACGCGGACUGGCCACGCCCUCGUUCUGGCCCUCCACGCGGCGUUGAAAUUGUGAACGCUGCCCCGAAGUCCCGAAAACACAAGAAAGACGACCCCAUACUCAAGUUCUUCACAGGAAGUAAGCCAAAAAAGAAGAGUAGCAAGAAAUAAGCAGCGA
This is a messenger RNA of Emericellopsis atlantica, 2032 nucleotides long. RefSeq names its product putative kinetoplast-associated protein KAP. The transcript has 3 exons. Bases 418 to 2025 code for a protein of 535 amino acids. Lineage: Eukaryota; Fungi; Ascomycota; Sordariomycetes; Hypocreales; Bionectriaceae. The record is from RefSeq and is a predicted model, not a curated record.